Messenger RNA from Heterobasidion irregulare TC 32-1, 609 nucleotides. RefSeq lists its product as uncharacterized. The record is from RefSeq and is a predicted model, not a curated record. Bases 1 to 609 code for a protein of 202 amino acids. NCBI's taxonomy places the organism in Eukaryota, Fungi, Basidiomycota, Agaricomycetes, Russulales, Bondarzewiaceae. The transcript has 3 exons.
AUGAAGCUCACCCUCUCUCGAAACUCGCCCACGAAUAGUGUCUAUCGGAACCAAGACGGGACGCCCCUCUAUCGAGUGGAAACGCCGUGGAAAUUGGUUGACAAGAUCAGCACAAUCACACGCUUUGUGUCCAAUUCUGGGACAGCGCACGUCGAAUCCAUAGCCCCCGUUCGCAGUGACAACGAGUCAGACACGGACAUUCAUCUUAUGCGGUUGGAGGAGCAGGAAGUCGCGCAGAUUCACUGGCAUAGGAUCGGGGGGACUAUGAUCAAACUUGGUGAACGCUCUGUCUCUGUCGGGACAUACAUGCCCCGAAUGGGUCUUUCUGCAUUGAAUCGCAGGAAACGAAACUUCACUGCCUCGGACGGCCGUUCGUAUAGAUGGACGAUGGAACCUUUGACCUCUUCCCAAACUUGGCAGUUGGCGCGCAAUGAUGAAAGCAAGACUCGAAUCGCUCGUUACCAUCACCGCUCACUUGGCAUCGUUGGACAGACCCGCAAGGCAUAUCUCGAAAUUUAUCCGGAAGGCGAGCCUAUUGUCGAUGAAAUAGUCAUCACAUUCAUAUACGUUGAGAUAAUGAGAAGGAAGGAAAAUGGGGAGCGUCUAUGA